This is a messenger RNA of Hyaloperonospora brassicae, 1803 nucleotides long. Lineage: Eukaryota; Oomycota; Peronosporomycetes; Peronosporales; Peronosporaceae. The record is from the annotation of a GenBank genome assembly.
AUGCGACUACCUCGCAUCUUACUUGCGGUACAAUACGGGCCUAUCUUGUGCUCGCUUGGAGACGACAACAAGUCAUCUGCUACGUCUCAUGACCCUGCUCGAACGCCCCUCAACGAAUCAACAACCGAGUACAUACCUAUGCUUCUGGAUGGUCCGUCAGCAUUCGGCGCGGCUCCGUCAGUUGCAAAGUUUCAUGAAUCCGAGAUGAAUAAGACCAUGCGUGGAGUCACUGAAAGCGAAGAUCGGACGAGCAACCAGGUUGCAGAGCUGGUGGAAUCUUCGGCUCUAAGUUUGACUGACUUGUCAAAACAACUUGGAUUUCAUAGUCCCUUGGAGGAGCUCAUGGACGCUGUUAGCCUACCCUGUUGGCCAUACAUCGAUGGUCCGGUAAUGUGGAAAACCAAAAACUUUUGGAAAUUUGCUAGAGGUGAAGAUCCCAUGGACGCGUCGGGAAUCAUGGUAGGCGAGCAACCCGUAGACGCGUCGGCACUCGCUAGAGACGAGGAACCCAUCGAGGCCUCGGUAUCUGCGGAAGGCAAGGAAUCCGUGGACGCGUCGGGAUCCGUGGAAGAAAUGGAACCCAUGGACGCGUCGGUACUCGCGAGUUUGCUGCAGGAAAAUAAGGACCGAGCACCGGAAGAUGGAAAGCUUGAACCAGAAAGUAUUAUCAAAACGUUCUUGCUCGUCAGGAACCCAGUGGAUGUUGCGAAGGUCCUUAUGUCGCUCCGUGCAAUCAAGGACAUGAAGGAUGAGGCCGAUGAGCUGCACAGACAGCUUCUUGCAGUCUACGAUGUAGUACCGGGAGUGCUAUCUCACGUGUGGAUGAGAUUAGGCUUGGAUCCUGAACAGCUAUUUGAGGUCCUCGACUUGCGAGGGAAAGUGGUGAAAGACGUUGCAACAGCUGCUUUUCUAUCAGAGUGGUUACGAUAUGUUGGUAUGUUUAAGAAGAAACACCCCAAAGCAUUAGGCGCCAUGGACGCAUCAAAACUGAUCUUUCACAACGAACGAGACGAAGACGUGAACGCCUUCAUCAAAAAUGUUGCACAAAUUGGUCGUCAUGAAAAUCUCGCCAACGUCCUGCGUAUACUUCGCCUUGUAUCGAAGGGUGUUGUUCGUGAAGAGGAGAAAGUGAAAAUGGAUGUUCUGCCUUGGCAAAAACGCUUGAAUCUUCAUAAAAAAGCCCUAAAAUUAGGUCAAAAAGGCCUCACCGAUGUCAAGCCUUUUACGAAUUUUGUACAAAAGAAAGGACCCAUGGACGCGUCAGCUUUUGCGGUUUUGCUCAAGAGAAAUCUUGGCCGAAUUAAAUCUUCAUCGUAUGUCAAACCUGAAUUGGUUAUGAUAUCGUUGCUCUUCGUUAGAUCCCCAGCGGAUGUGGCCCAGCUACUGAUUUCACUUCAUAAGAUUGCGGACAUGGAACUCAUUGCGACAGGAUUUCACAGACUUCUUUUCCAGAACGUAGAAAACACCAAAAUGAUGUGUGAAGCGUGGCUGUGUUCUGGAGUGCACCCGGCCAUUCUUUUUGAUAAUCUGUCUAUCGACUUGGCCAGGUCAUAUGAUGGUCUACAAAGAUUUAUCAUUGGUACGUGGUUCGAGUAUAUCUCGCUGUUCAAUGAAAUGCACCAAGGCGCAUUCACUGCCGAUGACGCCGUAAAACUCAUGUUUCCGACCGAAGGAGCAGAAAUGAUGGACGCUUUUCUUGAACGAAGUGAAAGCUUCUAUGGUAACAAGUGGCUUACCAAAUUGUUUGAGGGUAUUUCGCCUGUUAUGAAGGGAAAAGAGGCAGAGAGUGCAAACGCGCAUUAA